Molecule: messenger RNA, 1717 nt
Organism: Dama dama (fallow deer)
Lineage: Eukaryota; Metazoa; Chordata; Mammalia; Artiodactyla; Cervidae
Gene: GREP1
Product: glycine rich extracellular protein 1
Exons: 38
Coding region: 1-1551 (516 amino acids)
Source: RefSeq, a predicted model, not a curated record
AUGAGUGCUUGGGCCUUCCCUACAGCCCUUCUCCUGCUCGGCCUGACCUCUGAAAGCCUGCAAGGCGGGGUCCCUCCAUCGUCUCUGGGCCUGGGGAAAGGGUUCGGGAAUGGGCGCGGGCUGGGAGCCCAGCCAGGCCCUCCAGCUCAGAAUGGCUACGGAACAGGCAUUGGAGGGGGCGCGAAGCCCCGGAAGCCAGGUGUCUCUCCAGGGUUUAGGAACGGGAACGGGCUGGGAGUCGGGACCCUCCCGGGUGCUGCUGCCCAGCCAGGAUACGGAAAUGCGCUGGGAGCUGGUGCCUUCCCGGGGCUGGGAGCCCAGCCAGGAUUCGGGGGUCGAAAUGGUAUCGGUGUUGGGGCUUUUCGCGGGGCAGGAAUUGGAGGGGGCGUGAAGCCUCAGAAGCCAGGACCCAUCGUUGGGAAUGGGCUGGGGGCUGGGGCCUUCCCCGGAGCUGGAGCCCAGCCAGGUCUUGCAGCUCCAAAUGGCUUUGGACCAGGCUUUGGAGGGGGCGGGAAACCCCAGAAGCCAGGAUUCGGGACCAGGGACGGCACCCAGCCAGGCCUUGGAGCAGGAGGGCUGAAACCUCAGAAGCCAGGCCCCCCGGCUAAGAAUGGCUACGGAGCAGGCUUUGGAGGGGGUGUGAACACUCAGAAGCCAGGAUUUGGGAACGGGAACGGCCUGGGAGCUCAGCCAGGCCCAGCAAUACCACAGGGAUACGGAGCAGGAUAUGGUAAUGGGAACGGACUGGGAGCCAGGCCAGGCCCUGCGGCUGACAACGGCUAUGGAGCAGGCCUGGCGGCCGGCAUGAAGCCCCAGAAGCCAGGAUUUGGGAACGGCAACGGACUGGGCGUCCAGCCGGGACCUGCAGCUCCCGUCGGCGAUGGCCCAGGAGUUGCUGAGGCCAUGAAGCCUCAGAAGCCAGUUUACAGGAAUGGGCUGGGAGCUGGAGCCUUCCCAGGCCAAGGGGCCCAGCCAGGCCUGGGAGGGAGCGUGAGCCCUCUGAAGCCAGGAUACAUGCCGCUGGGGAACGGGCCACAGCUCCUCCCAGGUCUCGGAGUGGGUCUGAAACCUCAGCAGCCAGGAUAUGGCAACGGCAAUGGGCUGGGGGCCCAGCCAGUGCCUACUCCGGCCCUCCAGUGGGGACCGAAACCUCAGGAAGCAGGGUACCAGCUUCAGAAUGGCUACGGACCAGGAGCAGGACUGGGCUUUGGUGGGGGCCUCAGGCCCCAGAAAAUCGGUUUGGGCUACGGCAACGGUGGUCUGAGAGCUGGGGUCUCCCCUGAGGCCCGCCCACAGCCAGGGUUCCCGGGGGCCGAUGGCUUUCUGAACGGUCAGGCUGGGGGCCUGAGGGGCUUUCCCUGGCCCUCCCUCGGGCCCUGGGGGGCUGCCUUGAAGCCUAGAUACGGGGUUGGAGGCACAUACCCAGAGGUCGGGAGUCAACCAGGGCCCUAUGGGCAGCUGAGGCCAGAGCUGGGCCCUGGGCCCUUGGGAGGCCCUGAGGUGAAGAGAGGCAGCAAUGGCCCGCUGGGAAAUGGCUUUGGAGGCCGCUGACUGCUUGGGAAAUACUGAGCACCCGAGCACUCCCACUGCCCGUCCUGAGCGCCUCUGCACGCGAGCCUGGUCUUCAGGCAAGGCCGGCCAGACCCUCCGGCUUGGCCUCUGGCUUGGGGUCUCCUGCAGGCUGGAAGUCUCAAUAAAGGCAGUGUGCUUCCCUGUU